This is a messenger RNA of Rhagoletis zephyria (snowberry fruit fly), 1062 nucleotides long. Its product is annotated as mpv17-like protein 2. Gene Ontology annotation, biological process: mitochondrial ribosome assembly. Lineage: Eukaryota; Metazoa; Arthropoda; Insecta; Diptera; Tephritidae. The record is from RefSeq and is a predicted model, not a curated record. Gene Ontology annotation, cellular component: cytoplasm; mitochondrion; membrane.
GCAUCCCUAGGCACAGCUGGCACGUGCAGCAUUCAUGUUUUUUUUUCUUGAUUUUAAUCGCCAGCGGCCGUGUUAUUUAAUUUUUUUGGAGUUAUUAGGCGUCUUGUUUCUGAGUUUAGGGCGCAAGUGCGCAGCGCCCUGUACGUUGUGGUUAGCGGUUUUUGUAAACCAGGAACUUAAAAUUAAGUUAAACGGCAUCUAUCCUACAUACAUAUGUACAUAAGUGUCUUUCGCUUUUAAUGGCACCAGCUUCAAUCCUGGCUUUACGCAGUGCUGCACUGAAGUCAUUCGAUUUCGUUCGCGAAAUCCACAAACGGGCUUUCAGUAAUAAAUUUCUUCUUAUAACCAAUGUGAGCAUUUCACUAGGCCUGAGUACAGCCGGUGAUCUAUUGGAACAACAUUACGAAAUUUAUCGCGGCGAUAUAAAAGAAUGGGACCAGAGGCGCACAGCCAACAUGGGCAUUUCCGGGAUGGGCGUUGGCGCCAUUUGUCAUUAUUGGUACAAGUUUCUCGAUAGUCGAAUGCCAGGACGUACAAUUGGAAUUGUAAUGAAGAAAAUUGUGUUAGAUCAAUUCAUUUGUUCUCCUCUCUACAUUUCGGCAUUCUUUCUGACAAUGGGCGCAUUGGAAGACAAAUCGUUGAAGGAGACGUGGCAGGAAAUGAAGGAUAAAGCAUGGAAAUUAUAUGCUGCUGAAUGGAUGGUAUGGCCACCCGCACAAUUCAUUAACUUCUAUUGCCUACCAACACGAUACCGGGUGGUAUAUGACAACGUUAUUAGCCUGGGCUAUGACGUGUAUACAUCACAGGUAAAACAUAACGACUAAGCUACACUUCACCACCCUGCGCGCACAAGUGAACAUUUUUGGGGUGCUAUAUGAAUUUUGGAGUAAUUGCGCACAUUUCCACAAAUGUAUUGUAUAAACUUUAACUAUAAAAGCUAAUGAGGGAUAGGUAUACUUUUACCGUGUGCUGUAAAAAUUCUCAGUGAAUAUAUAUAGUUCUUUUGUAUAGUACGUACAUAAGUAUGAUUAUCCAAUAAAAGAUAAUGAAAUUGCUCGCAAA